GGAAUGGAAUCCCAGCCCUUUGUAAAUCUGAAGUUUGAAACGGAUUACUUUGUAAAGAUUGUUCCUUUUCCUUCCAUUAAAAAUGAAAGUAAUUACCACCCAUUUUUCUUCCGAACUAGACCAUGUGAAUUAUUGCUACAGCCAGAAAACCUUGUCUGCAAACCUUACUGGAAGCCAAGGAAUUUGAAUGUUACCCAGCAGGGUUUUAACAUGCAAGUGUCCUUUGAUCAUGCACCUCACAACUUUGGGUUUAGAUAUUACUUUCUUCACUACAAACUUAAGCAUGAAGGGCCAUUUAAGCAAAAGACCUGCAAACAGGAGCAAAACACAGAUACUACAAGUUGUAUUCUUCAGAAUGUAUCUCCAGGGGAUUAUAUAAUUGAGCUGGUUGAUGACACUAAUACAACAAGGAAAACAAUGCACUAUGCGCUAAAACCAGUACAUUCUCCAUGGGCUGGACCGAUAAGAGCUAUUGCCAUUACAGUCCCUUUAGUUGUCAUUUCAGCAUUUGCAACGCUUUUCACAGUGAUGUGCCGCAAGAAACAGCAAGAAAAUAUCUAUUCCCAUCUAGAUGAGGAGAGCUCAGAAUCUUCAGCAUAUGCUGCAGGUCUCCACGUGGAAAGACUUCGUCCCCGGCCAAAAGUGUUCAUCUGCUAUUCCAGUAAAGAUUGCCAGAAACACAUUAAUGUCAUCCAGUGCUUCGCUUAUUUUCUACAGGACUUUUGUGGCUGUGAGGUCGCUCUAGAUUUGUGGGAAGAUGUAAAAAUUUGUAAAGAAGGUCAGAAAGAGUGGCUUAUUAAAAAAAUAAACGAGUCCCAGUUUAUCAUCAUUGUGUGUUCCAAGGGAAUGAAAUACUUCAUUGAAAAAAAGAACUGGAAACACAGAGGGGUAACCAAAGAUGCAGGGAAAGGAGAACUCUUUCUGUUUGCUGUGUUGACUGUUGCAGAGAAGCUUCGUCAAGCAAAGCAGAAUUCGAAUGACCUCUGCAAGUUCAUCGCAGUCUACUUUGAUUACUCCUGUGAAGGAGACAUCCCUGGUAUUCUGGAUCUAAGUACAAAAUACAAACUCAUGGAUAAUCUCCCUCAGCUGUAUUCACAUUUACACUCCAGAGAUCUUAGUGUACAGGAUUCAGAGGUGUUUCCUGUUAACAUUAGUAAAAGGAAUUAUUUCAGGAGCAAAUCUGGGAGGUCCCUCUAUGUUGCCAUUUGCAAUAUGCAUCAGUUCAUUGAUCAGGAACCAGACUGGUUUGAAAAACAAUUUAUUCCCUUCCCUCCACCUUCUUUACAUUACUCGGAGCCUGUCAUGGAAAAAUUUGAUUCAGGCUUGGUUUUAAAUGACUUAGUGAAUAAACAGGUGAUGGAUGGCGAUUUUUACCUGAAAACAGAUGUAAAUAUUAUUUCAGCUGGGAAUUCAGACUCUCACUGUAUAAUUCAGCACUUAAACCUUGGAGAAGAAAUAGAAACUCAGGACAUUCAAGGUGGUGGCAGCUCUGUUCUUCACCCAUUGUUACAUGUUGUUAAAGCUUCAAAUCUUAAAGAUAUGCCUCGAGAUUCUGGAAUCUAUGAUACAUCUGUUCCUUCAUCUGAAUUGUCUUUACCUUUAAUGGAAGGACUAUUGGCAGACCAAAUUGAAACAUCUUCUGUUGCAGGAAGUGUUUCUUCAUCGUCAGGUUUAGGUGAAGAAGAACCUCCUGUAAUCACUGCUACAAAAUUCUUAGUGCCUGGAAUAUGUAAAGCAGAACUUCACUGCCAUAUCCAUACUGAUGAACUGCAGGCAAUUGCUCCUUUAUAA
Gavia stellata (red-throated loon) is the source of this 1791-nucleotide messenger RNA. RefSeq names its product interleukin 17 receptor D (gene IL17RD). Bases 4 to 1791 code for a protein of 595 amino acids. The transcript is spliced from 9 exons. Gene Ontology annotation, molecular function: interleukin-17 receptor activity. The record is from RefSeq and is a predicted model, not a curated record. NCBI's taxonomy places the organism in Eukaryota, Metazoa, Chordata, Aves, Gaviiformes, Gaviidae.